GAUAGGUUCAUCACCAGCAAGCCGGCCGCUCCGAGCACGAACCGCGGCCUUUGACAGUCGCCCGGAAACCUGAAUCAGCUAGUCCGUAAAACACGAGAGCAGCGCUGCUCAAUAUGGCGCAUUUCAAAAUUUCGCCCAGGCGGCGGCCGCCUGUUCGACCGGCCUGCGGACGGCUCGGCAAUAGCAGCAGCGGGCGCCUGCUGCCGCUCCUUCUGCUAUGCUGCAGCGCAGCCACCUCACAAAGCAGCAGCGCAGCCACUUCGCUGUCAGCUGCAGCCACCGGUACCGCAGCGCACGCGGCGGGAAGCUCAGCGAGCGGACCGACCGGCACGCUGCUGCUGGAGCGGCGGCCAACCUGGCAUCUGCCCAAGGCUGUAGCAGUGACCAGCUCCUCCCCAGCACAAGCCUCUGCCCCGCCGCUACCACCACCGCGUCCUCGGCCCCCGCCGCCCCCGCCGCCCCCGCCGCCGCAAUCGGCAGCUGUUGUGCCUGACAGAGGUGGUGGUGGUGGAGGCGGCUGGCGUGGCAGUAAUGCCAGCGGCGCCGUGGCGCCUGGCUCACCUGCGCCUGCGCCGCCUCCUGGCGGGCUGGGCGUGGUGACUGGAGACCGGCUGCUUGGGAAAGACAGCGGCGGCAGUGGCGGUGGCAGUGGCAGUGACCCAGUCUCUGGGGCGCCGGGACAGCAGGGUAUGAGCCUUUGGGUGUGGGGCAUCUUCUCCCUGCCAGCUCUCAUCGGCCUUGUCGCGAUGUGCUGCUGCUGCCUGGGCUUGGGCUGUCGGCUGCGUGGUCGCCACCGCGGCGAGGACGAGAGCCACCGAGGCAUAGCGGCCGACGGAAGCCGGUAUCGCUCGCUUUCCCCUUCCCUCGGAGACGUCGCGGAUGUUGAGGGAGAUAAUAACACCGGGCUCGGGGGCGGGUGGCACCUGCAUGAGGACGCCGUGCAAGGCGCUCUGGCGCCCGCCGGCGCCUCGCAUUAUCUGGAGGCCGCGGAUGCAGUUGCUACAGCCGGCGGACGGCCGCCAGAGCGCUGGCCCAGCUGGCAGCGGCUGCUACUGCCGCAGGCACCGCAAGCUACUGCCAGUGGCGGGACCGGCGGAGCGCCAGGAGCUGGGGGCGGGGGCAUCGCUCUGGGGGCAUCCGGGGAUCCGUCGCGACCGCCGUCGCUGCUGCGGGCUUCACCGGCGUCGCGACUAGCGGCCGCCGCAGCCAUCUCGGCUGCUGCCGCCGCUGCGACUGGCGCCGGUGGUGCCGGUGCCUCGAGUGGGGACGGGGCUGCUCGCACGGGCCUGGUGACGGCAGCAGAGCAGGCACCAGCGGCCGGGCGUCAGCCGGCGAGUGCGCGGGAUCUGUGGUGGGGGCUGCGGCGCCGCAGGCGCGCUGCAGCCAGCAGCUGGAGAGACGGCAGCGGCGGUGCGGUCAACAUGGGUGGAGGCAGUGCCGCUGCCUUUGCGGAGCCGAUUCAACUGCUGCUGCAGCAGAGGUUCGACGCCCUGCAGCGCGAGCUUGCGCAGCAGCGCCACCGAGUACCGCACCAGCACCACCACCAACAGCAACAGCCGCAGCAACAGCAGCAGCCCCAAGAGCGCUUGCUUGUGCACCAGCAGCCGUCCAUCCAGCAGCCAGACCGGCCCGGACGCCGCACAGUGUUGCAGGCAGCAGGCGGGAUUCCACAGGAAGCCCGGCAGCAGCAACAGCAGCAACAGCAGCAACAGCAGCAACAGCAGCAACAGCAGCAACAUCAGCGGCCUCGCUCGCUGUUGGCGUCAUUCGUAGCGGUGGCGCCAUCCGCUCUGCUGCUUCAGCGCAUACUGCCUUUCACCCGCCGUGGCCGCAUCAGCAGCAGCCAUAGUGGCAGCGCGGGGGCUGGCCACGGUGGCCGUGGCGGCGGUGACAACGGAGCGGGCCCCAGCAGCAGAGGCGGUGGCGUGCAAGUCGGCGGCCAAAGCGGCAGUAACGACAGUAGCAGUCGGAGGCAUGAGGAAGGGGUGCAAGGGGGGCGGGCGCUGCCGCCACUGGGCGCGCGGCAGCCAUCUGCGGCACGCGGCGGCGUGAGGGACUGGGUGGAGGCGGUGGCGGCUGGCGUGGUGGCGGCCGGUGCUGCUGCGGCCGGCGCAACGGCAGGGUUCCUCGGUGACGGCAGCGAGGCGGCAGCCGUCGCUGCAGCCAUGGCGGAGGAAGGAGGAAGAACCCAGGACUACACGGGCGGGGGGGAGGCGCAUCCACAACAUGAUCAGCAGCAGCAGGGUCGGCGUCAGCAGCAGCAACAGCAGCAGCAGCAACGUGAGGGGUCAGCUCCACGGCGCUUGCUAAGGACGGCACCGGCACCGGCAGCACUGGCGCCGGCACUGCCGCCCAGUGGGCCGCCAGCCGCGGGGCCGGCCGCUAUGGGCAGCUGGGAGGAGGUGCUGGAGGUGGCCCUGAGGGUGCUGCAGCAGGAGCAGCAGGAGCAGCAGCAGCGGGAGGGGCAGCGGCGGCGGACGGGAUUCCAGCCGCUGCUGCAGGAGCCGUCGCUGGCGCCACCUGCAGACCCGGCGGCAGGCGGUGUGGCUGUUGCAGGCGGUAGUGUUGCUGUGGGCGGUGGAGAGCGAGCGGGACUGGACUGGUCGGCGCUUGAUGGAGCUAGGGGCGGCAGUGGGUUGCCGCGUACACAACACCAGCUGCCGCCGUGGCGUCAAGACCCCGGCAGCGCCAGACUGUCGCCCCCGGCACGAGCUGCCGCAGCCGCAGCCGCCACAGCCACAACAGCAGCGCCACCGCCGCCUGCACCUCAUCGGUUGCGGCCACGGCCACCGCUGCCCCAUGUGCAGCUGCAGCCGCCUCUGCCCCAGCCGUUCCGCCACAUGCCGGUGCCGGGGCUGCAUCCCGAGCUGGUGCAGGAUCUGCCACUUGUGCGACUGCCGCUGCGCCCCGCCGCGCUGCGCCCACCGAAGCCCUCCUCUGAGGCAACCGCCCCAGCCCCGACGCCUUCGGCCUCGCCGUCGCCCCCCUCGUCACCACAGCAUCGGCACCCGCCGUCGACGCAGCCGUCGCCCUCGCCGCCCUCGCUGUCCGGCUGCCCGCAGGAGGCGCAAGUCACCCUCAGAACCCCGCCGGGCGCGCCCCUGCAUUCCGCCGCUGCCGGUGUUCCCACUGCCGCUGCGGCAGGAGCCGCCAGCGGCUUCGCUUGCGGCCGUCGACGCCGUCUUUCCCAGGGGGCAGCAGUGCGGUCGCCUGCGGGCCCGGUCACGGACGCCCAGCCGGACUCAGCCGCCGCCGACGCCGCCGACAUGUCAGCCGUGUCCGCCACUGGCAACACCCUGAACGCCUCGGCCGCGACCACCACGCUCGCGAUAACGCGAGUCCCGUCGGCUCCUUCCUCCUCCGCGGGCACUCCCACCGGGUCCACCACCCUACCGCUGCCGCGGCUGCGCCUCCGCAGGAACGGCUUUGCACGUGCCGCCGCAAGCGGCGGGGCCGCCUCCGACGCCUCCGCCCCGCUCCCUUCUGGCGUUGCGCUGUGGCCGCGCAUGACGCUGCUGCGGUCCCCACCGGCAGCUCUUGCACCGCCGGGCGCUCAAGCGCAGGCCCGCGACCAGCCCCAGUUCCAGCCUCAGCACCAGACCCAGCCCCGGCCCCAGUAUCCAUCGGAGUACGAGCCGCAGUCCCAGCCUCACACCCGCGCCCGGCCGCGGCGCCAUCUGUCGCCGGCCGUGCCCGCGUCCUCCUCCUCGCCGUCACAGUCCUGGGGCAUUCAGUCCUGGGGCAUACAGCUGGAGGACGUGAGCGAGAGCCAGGGCGAGGACUGGGGCGUGGCGGAGCAGGCGGAGCAGGCGGAGCAGGAGCUAAGGCGGAGUGAGCGAGACGGUUCAAGGCCGGCAGCGGCGGCCGCAGCGCGGGUGGGUGCAAGGGACGGCAGGAGCCACAUGAGCGCCGCAGGCGACAGCUCGGACGAUGGAGACUGGAAAGGGACGCUGCAUGCCCGGAGGGAAGGGCAGCAGCAGGAGGGAGGUGGCUGUUCUGAGCAGCAGGAUCUAUAUGAUGAGGCAGAGGGGGAGGGCGAUGUGUUUGCCCGGCUGGCCUGGCAGCUGGCGGACGAAACGGGCGCAUGCUCGGUGUGCCUCUGCAGCUUCGCGCCGAACGAAGUCCUGAGGGUGCUGCCGCUGUGCGGCCACGUCUUCCACGCGGCGUGUGUGGAUACCUGGCUGCAGCGAAAUGCGACAUGCCCGAACUGCCGUGCGAUGGCGCUGCCGGCGUGGGUGGUGGAGGCGGUGGUGCGGGUGGGGCAGGACCGCGUGCCAAUGGCACACCGCUGGUAGGCAUGGUGAAGGGUUAUGUGAUAGGGAACUGGCUUGCAAGAGCGCAGGCAGCAGUGCGGGUGUGCCGCGUUUAGGGUAGGGGGGGCCCGAGAGGGGGAGGGGAGCGGAGAAAAUUACUGUCGGAGCCCGCUACGGGCGAGCUGCUGAGUCCCGGGGUUUCAAACCGCGUUUCGAGGCAAACGCCUGUAACUUGAUGCAGAA
Molecule: messenger RNA, 4496 nt
Organism: Chlamydomonas reinhardtii
Lineage: Eukaryota; Viridiplantae; Chlorophyta; Chlorophyceae; Chlamydomonadales; Chlamydomonadaceae
Exons: 3
Coding region: 114-4295 (1393 amino acids)
Source: RefSeq, a predicted model, not a curated record